Molecule: messenger RNA, 1320 nt
Organism: Cladophialophora carrionii CBS 160.54
Lineage: Eukaryota; Fungi; Ascomycota; Eurotiomycetes; Chaetothyriales; Herpotrichiellaceae
Exons: 2
Coding region: 1-1320 (439 amino acids)
Molecular function (GO): oxidoreductase activity; FMN binding
Source: RefSeq, a predicted model, not a curated record
AUGAGCGACAGCAAGAUUCCCAAACUAUACCACCGUACGACGCCACACUGGCAGCAAGAACAACGCAACGCCUUCUGGGCUCUAAACGAAGGGAAAUCCGCUCCCUUCAACACCCGACCCGACAAGCUCGAAGCCCUGGCCGAGGAGUCUCUUUCCAUCAACGGCCGCUACUACGCUCAAUCCAAUGCCGGAAACAGCUGGACACAUCUCGCCAAUCGACAGGCUUUCUUCCGACAUAGAAUCAUCCCCCAUCAGUUAGUGGACGUGAACGAGCGAGACACGACCACCACGUUGUUUGGCCACAAGGUCUCGGCACCGAUUGGAUUCGCGCCUAUUGGGAUUAACAAGAUCUACCACCCCAAGGGCGAGCUCCCCGUGGCCAAAGUGGCCGGGCAGCUUCGCCUGCCCUAUGGGCUGAGUACUGCGAGUUCAAGCACAAUUGAGGAUGUCGCGGCGGCGAACGAUGCCGGCCGACACCUACCCGAGGCCGUGAAAGUCGAGGGUGCAGACAAUGAUUCGUCUGUCCGUUUCUUCCAGCUGUACCUCCCACACGACGACGAACUCGCGGUUUCCCUGCUCAAGCGCGCCGUAGACAGUGGCUUUACGGCCUGCAUCCUUACUACCGACACGUGGCAGCUCGGCUGGCGCCACGACGACAUCGCGACAUCGAACUACGCCUUUUACCGCGGCAUCGGCGCCGACCUGGGCCUUGUCGACCCCGUGUUCCAGAAACGCCUGAAGGAGAUGGGCAUUGAUCCGAAGAAGUCCCCCGAAGAAGCCGGUGCUGCGUGGAUCGACAACGUGUGGCAUGGAAGGGCGUUCAGUUGGGAGAAGAUCCCCUGGGUGAUGAAGACCUGGAAGGAUUUGAGUGGUGGCAAGCCGUUCUGCAUUAAAGGGAUACAAUCCGUGGCUGACGCACAACACUGCGUCGAUCUCGGUGUGGACGGCAUCGUCGUCUCCAACCAUGCCGGCCGUCAGGUCGACGGCGCAAUCGCCAGUUUGGACGCACUUGAGAACAUCAUCGAUGCCGGCAUUGGGGAGAAGACCACCGUCAUGUUUGACUCCGGUGUAAGGGGUGCAUCCGACGUGAUCAAGGCAUUGUGCAUUGGUGCAAAAUUCGUCUGGGUCGGUCGUUUGUAUGUGUAUGGGCUUGCCUGCAUGGGCGAGGAAGGCGUGCGCCAUGUCUUCAAAAGUCUGCUGGCCGAGUUCGACAUCUCCAUGCUCACAGCUGGGUUCAGGAACAUAGACGAGAUGCGGAAGGACAGGCUCGAAAGUUACCCCAAGAGUUACACUCUGAUUUCCGAGAAGGCGAAACUGUGA